Molecule: messenger RNA, 8224 nt
Organism: Varroa destructor (honeybee mite)
Lineage: Eukaryota; Metazoa; Arthropoda; Arachnida; Mesostigmata; Varroidae
Biological process (GO): post-transcriptional regulation of gene expression
Cellular component (GO): cytoplasm; nucleus
Molecular function (GO): mRNA 3'-UTR binding
Source: RefSeq, a predicted model, not a curated record
AUUUGCUCCGUGCUGUGCCACACAUGCGACAAACAUCUCUCGUCCGCCCAGUGCUACUCACAUGCCCAGCUAACUCUGUAGUGCUGCUUUUGCUAAGCGCCAAACUUGUUAGCUGGAGAAACUCACGGCCAGUCCUCUAGUCACCCUUUAGUCAACAACGGAGACUGCUAUUGGUGCUUUUGCUGCUACGGGCUACCACUCGCCAGUCUUUAACUUUAAGCCCCCCAUAAUAUGUUGUGUAAGCGGCAAUAAUCGUGUGGUGUGCUACAGACGGUCUCAGUACUAUACCGCCGUUGCAAUAAGUGUCUAGAUAAUUGCAGUAGGCAUCGAGACAAGCCGCAACGCAAACCACAAGACACGCACAUAGUCUACCAGGCUGUAUAUACAGUUCGUACAAGUAUAAUCGCAGCGGUAGCAGCGUGAUCGGUCGUACGGGCGACCGACCGGGUGAGUGAACAAACGGCUGACUGCCCCAGUCACGGAGUCGCACGCUAGAGCACAGUUUAUGUUAUUAAGUACCGCGGCGGUUAUUGUUCCAGUUGAACACGGUCGAUCUAGUAACUUUAGCGGCAACAGGAGCAGUAACAAACGAAGGACGGCAGACGUUGCCUUGCGUCGCAUAGCGUAACGUUCUUCCUUCUUAAUCCACUCGACAUCGGUUGGUCCCCUCCGUACGUGUUGGCAGUGGUCGAAAGUCUGCUGAUGCUGUUAGCGGCGAUGACGUACGCUGGCGUCUGUCCCCACAAAUAUUAUUCAGCUGUUUAGCUCGCUGACUUGCAAUGUCUUGCAACAAUGGGAUGGCAGAGUAUUAAUUUUUAAAACAAUGUUACAACAACUAUUAAGUGUUGAUUCCUCAAUAGGCAAACAUGACUGAACUUGAAUGAAUGACAAGACCGACCAGCCAUUUUAGCUACGACUAAGACGCGAUGUGACAUUGCUGAUACACCAGUGGUCGGUGCGUCAAUGCCGUCUUGCUAACGAGUAGUGACUGCGAUAGAUAACGAAAGAAAAAUGGUAAAGAUUAGUUAUUAAUGUCAUACAUCUGCUACGGCGCCUCGAGGAAGACGAAGACGUCAUUUAAAAAAGCGUCGAAGCUCACUCACGGUCGUCGCUUGUUUUGUCGAACAUACGCGAAUAGUUAACGUGGAAUAAGCAUCGGCAGUGCCACAAAUCAAGUUGUGAAAUGUUAAGCGUAGUAUCUCCGUGAAAAAUGCUAGAGAGGUGUAAAAAACCCGAGUGGAAUUCGCCUGUACUAACGUAUUAUCUCUAUCGUUGUAUUCUCACCGACCAGCCUACUAUGGAUUUAUAUUUACUAUAUUUAUUUUACGUCAAACUCAGUUAUUUUUGGUUGAAUAUUGAUUGUGUGGAUGUACAUAUGUAUUUAAGCGUAGCACCGACGGAAUGAACACUUGGAUAUGGCACACGCCCCGUACUAAAUUGUACGGCGCGUCAUCGCGAUCGUGAGCAGUUAUCGUGCGUUUCAGCUGUUUCUUCUAGAAUCAGUCGUUAAUUUUGCUCAAACGCUUUUUGUCUAGUCACUAGCACUGUACCUGCAUUACUCAACUAUCUUUGUAGUUUAAGUAAAACCAACUGGACGCAACUCCUGAGAUUAGCCAUCUUAUAGAUACAUCUGUAAUCCGUAAAAGCGUCUGAUGGCAGACUAAUCGCGUCGCUCGCCCGUUCUCUAUUACGCUGUUGUUAACGGCUUGGCUGGAAUUUUUGCUCCUUGUUUUUGUUGCUACUGGUGAGCGCAGCGAUAUUACUGAACGUGGAGCAGUCGUGUAUGAGCUAGUCCAAUUGUCGGUUACUGUUAACAGCAUCAACGAGUGGGAUCCGGUCCUUGGCAGACAUAGUUGUCAACAGUGAGUAAUAAACACUAACGGCACGACACGCGGUGAACGAAUCGUCGCCAUAAUCAUCAUUUCGUCCUUGUUGUCAUUCGACAUCUCAUCUUUAUUUGGCCCAGUAUACGUGUGAGAGCGUACCUUUGUGUAAUAAAAUUUAAUACUCAUUGUUGUUGUUGUUGAUUGGUUUCCGGUUGCGUUGUAGAACAUGACCAACGUUAGUCGUCAUCGCCUUCGCAACUGUAGUAGCCACAGCAGGGUAACAGCGACUGCUGUCACGAUAUCGGCAACGCCUGCGUAUGUGACCGCACCAACAACUAUAAGGAACAACACGACAUUCAAACCGGCACGUGAUUGAUUCCGCCGUUUAGGCACGUCAUUUUUCCGAUGCUGCCGACGUAUUGUGCUUUUUACUAGUAAGUUCACCUCGCGGCGGCUGUGCAACUACUACUAGUUAUUUGAAUGACGGCGUAACUGAUGCGAGCCGGAUGCCGACUAGCAGCACUGGGAAAUCGAGCACCACGGGCCGCACGUCGAAUCUAACGAAACGCUUCUAUUGCGACUCUAUAGAUAAAGUUUCUUGGUAGAAGACGACGACAAAGAAAUUUAAGUUGACAACUGUUCUGGCCUCGCCUUUUUUUUGGCGUUCUGUUUUGACGCUUGAGGGGUCCAGCUUGACGGCUGAUUAGCUUAUCUGAUAUGCUGAACGUUGCAGCCUAUUUUUGGUCGUACAGCGGUGAAAAUCAACCACUGGAUACACCGAUUCCGAUUUGGAAAUAGACUCAGAAGCGGAAGAGUUCACACACAAUGAAGGAUAGUGUUGCUAGUGAUGGUUGCACUAGGGCACUUUUUGCUAACGCUGCAAUUUAUUGCUUUUUUGUUUAAGCUCAACCAACGUUAAGCCCAUAGCGACAAGGGACACUCAACGUCCCAUGCAAAGGCAAUAACAGCAUGACACAUGUGGUCAGUCAGGCCUACUAUGUCUGGCCAUUGUGACUGGCAUAGAAGCACCCACACCCGCUGACGCGGCGAGACGCACAAACCACGUGUUUACCGAUCGAUCCGUCUGCGCGCGUGCGCGUAUUACAGUGUAAUAACUUGUUGUCAGUUGUGACUAAACUAGUGACGCCUACGAGAUUUUGGAAGAUGAACCGAUUAACGGUGAUGGCAGUAACAAUAUAUGGAAGUCGUCGCUAAGUGGAGAUUGUUCACAUUGGAAAAGGAGGUUUAUACGAUUGAAUGUGAACUUCAACGGAGCGCAAGUGGAUUUAUUGUAGACUAAAGUAGGUGACAAAAUGACCACUGAUCUUCUGUCGAGACUUGAUCUCAUGCAUCCUUGGCUUAUUUCAAGGGACAUGUCCGGGCGCAGAGAGUGUGGCGGUGGCGGCGGCGGCGGCGGCGGAGUCGGAGUAUCGCUCGAGACCCAGCUUGAAUCGCUUUCGUUGACGUCCUCGACGUGGAACACGGCGCCGUCGACGCCAUUGCACCCCGGUAGCGGUCACACAGGCCACCAUGGCGUAGCUCCGUUAGCAGUACCCAACGCCCUACCCAGUAGCCAUCCAAAUGCUAGUGGCAAUCAGCAGGACUCACUCGGUGAUCCCGGCCUUGGCGUCAAAAUGGCCGAAUACGUGCUCGGUGAGUGGGUAGCCAAUAGCAACGGCAGUCAGAUAUCUACUACUGCAGCUAUGCCUUCUAAUACUGCUACUAGCCAUGAUAGUGAACUCAGCAACAGUAGCGGUAGCAGCAGCGGCGGCGGCGGCAUCAGCAGGAGCAAUAGUCUCAAUAGCAGUGGCUGUUCUCCAAGCAGCAGCGGCUGCUCGACUGCAGUUCCAUCAGAGCAGGGCGUCGUCGUCCACCUGGAGAGUCACAACAAUGCCCAUAUAGGCCAUCCGCAUUCUCUGACUAACAGCGCGCAUCACCAUCACCACCACCAUUAUAAUCACCAGCAGCAACAGCUCUUUCAUCACCAUAGUAGUAACCACCAUCAUGAUUUCGUCACGAUGAACAAUAGCGGCGGUGGCGCCAGCAGCAGCAGCGACCUUUCCCCAACACAUCCACCCCAGCCACCUUCUUCCUACCACCACCAUCAGCAACAACAACAACAACAACAACACCAGCAGCUGCAUCACCAUGGUGUUGUUGCUGCUGCUGCUGCUGCUGCUGCUGCUGUUGUAGCUACUUCGCAUCGCCCUUCACAUCCACACCAUCAAGCAUCAGCAAUAGACAAUAAUUCAUCCUCACCCUCAUCAUGUACAUCCCCAUCAAUUUCCUCUGUAGCGUCCCCCUCCACACCCCUCUCACUUAGCGGCAGUGGGAGUGCCUUAGUUCAGCUUGCUUCGACCCCGGGCGGCAGUAAGGACUAUUAUCGCACACCUCCCAAGGAUUGUCCAUUGAGCUUACAGACGGAUGAGUUCUCCCUGGCGUCUGCAAUCCAGCAGGCCGCCAAUCAGUGUGCAGUCGCUAAUGGCCAGACGUCACAGCACAGUAAUUACCUGUACGGUGAGGGCCAUCCGAAUGGGCGGCAAGGAACCGCAACCCCCGUAGGUGGACAGAGUAUGACUCAUACACCACAAGGACCACCCGGACCACCUGGACCGCCUGGAGGUGCUGGCCAACAAGGCACUGGUCCUAUGCAGAAUGCGUAUAUCGCCAACAUUCUAAGUAACUACUUCGCGACGAUGACACCACCCCCACCUCACCCACAUGGCCCCCCGCAUCAUGCUAAUGGCAUGCACACUCCCCCGUACAGCAUGUACCCCCCACCACACGGCAAUUACUUGCCCCCUCCGCCCGACUCGCCGAUGAGGUUUGGGUGGGCACCGCCAUCUACGAUGCCUCAGCAACAAAACAACUUCUAUGAUAUGCGGAGUCGUGGCCCAGGAAUGAGCCCAGGAAUGGCCGGCGCUGGCGGAAUGGGUGGCGUUAGCGGGUGGCCCUCUCCCGGCAGCCGAUUAACUUCACCGAAAGUGUCAGUCACCAAGAAGAAGAACGAGACAAAACUUAUCAAAGAGUUCAAAAGCAACAGAUAUCCCGAUCUCGAGCUUAGGGACCUCUGCGGACACGUCAUUGAGUUCGCCCAAGACCAGCAGGGGUCUAGAUUCAUUCAACACAAACUGGAGUCAGCUACUCCGACGGAAAAGCAGAUGAUCUUCAACGAGAUCUUCACUUGGGUGUAUUCGUUAAUGACGCAUGAGUUCGGCAAUUAUGUCGUACAGAAACUGUUCGAUUUUGGCUCGGAAGAACAGAAGCUGGCCCUGGCUGGAAAGAUGACUGGGCAUAUUGUUAAUCUGACGAUGCACAUUUACGGUUGCCGGGUGAUGCAGAAGGCUCUCGUUUCACUGCCGCCCGAAAUUCGCAAGAAGCUCAUCGAUGAACUCCGAGGCCAUGUGGUACAUUGCGCUAAUGACGAAAAUGGCAACCACGUCAUGCAGAAGUGCUUCGAGACGAUUGAGCCAGGAUAUCUGCAAUUCAUCGUUGAUGAAUGCAUCGGUAAGGUGCGACAAUUAUGUUCGCACAGUUACGCCUGUCGUGUGAUCCAACGCUUGCUGGAGUACUGCAAAUUCGAGCAAUCGAUACCCAUCCUGCAGGAGAUCCAUGGAAAUACGCUCGACCUGGCUCAAGACCAGUAUGGCAACUACGUUAUCCAGUAUAUUCUGCAACACGGCCUGCCGAAGGAUAAAUCGGCCAUUAUUCAGGCUAUUCGUGGCAAUGUCGUCGCACUUUCGUGCCACAAAUACGCAUCAAACGUUAUGGAAAAGUGUGUCACGCACGGCUCAUCCCUCGAGCGAACGGUUCUCAUGGAAGAGGUCUGCGCCACGAAGGAUGGCAUCUUUAAGAUGAUGAAGGAUCCUUUUGCCAACUAUGUCGUACAACGUAUGGUAGAGGUGGCAGACGCCCACUAUUCGAAGCUAUUGGUGCAGAAGAUUGCUCUGAACAAAGAACAGCUUCAAAAGUCGACAUCGGGCAAACACGCACUCGCCAAGCUUGAGAAGUACCUAUACAAAUAUCUUUCAGGCAACCAGACCGGCUCUCCGCCGCAUUCCCAUCACCCUCAACAGCCACAACCCGCACAGUAGACGCUGACAAACAAAGCUGCUAAGCGUCGCCGCCCAGAGCUGGACGGCGCGGGACAUGCUGUUUGUUGUUGCCAUUGAUUAUUUGAUUGUUACACUACAUAUAAUAACAAACAUAAAAAUGCCUCUGUUUUUUCGCACACUACGAUAAUUGAUCGGUCGCGUAGAUUCGCGGAGAGUGAAGCGUCUGAUCGUUCUGGAUCAGAUAGUAAUUACACAACUCUGCAAACUCGGGUGUUUGUUUCGUAAGAUCGAUAGUCAGCGACAGUCAGCACCAACGCAACUAUUGUUGUUGUUGUCAAUAGCUAGCAAGCGUACACAAUCAUGAUCCUUAUUGCGAUAUCACGAUGAUGAUGGAGCACAUAGCGUAAUUUUAGUGGAAUAUUAGGACAGAAAAACAGAUGGCGAACGGUGUCCUUUUGGCAACAGCUUCAGCGGAAGCAACAGCAGCAGCAGCAGCAGCAAUAAUAACGGCAGUGGUGCGAUCCAUAACUGUAACAGCUACAACAAUAAACAAAAAAGGAAGCGGUCAAGAAAAUCUAACAUAACCAUGGGGAUAAUAGUGACUAAGGGGUCGAACAAAAGUUGCUCGUGCCAGUGACGGGGGUGUUAGGCGCCGAGAGGUGAAAUGUCUUGUGGUGGAGAUAGUGUUUCCGGCAGCUACGGAGGGAUGUGGAAGGUUUUUUAGUGUACGUACACAUUGUGCCGUGUCUUCUGCUACUGCUGUAAGCGGACAUGACGACGUCCCGUGUGUGGGGUUGCGCAGCUUGAAUCGCGAGUAUGAGUUUGUGCCAUACGGAAAUUAAAAAAAAACGAUGAUGUAGAUGAGAAGGUGAUAGACAAAGUUGUGUACAUAGCUGUCUCUUUCUAUUGCUUUCACCCUAUGCAAGGCGCAUGGAUCUAAAUUGACUUCGUGGCUUCUCUCUCAUGUCAUUAAAAUUUUGACAAAACAACUCGGUUCGACCGGUUCAUAGGGAUGUGCCAAAAAAUGUAGUUAACGUAUGGCAAAAGGGACACUACACCAAAAGCAAGACUAGACCAUCUACUCUGCUCAACCUAAAGUACGGCGCUCACGAGAGCCUAACCCGGGUAUGCACGAAUAAACGCUACCGUGAUCGGAUGAAAUAAUGUCAAUGUAUAAUGAACAGGAGAACGGUUCGAACAGAAAACAGCGAUAACAACCGCCUGAAGAUAACUGAAGAAAAACAGCGAAUCCAAGGGCCCAUAAGACGCCAACAUUCGUAAGAAGCAGGGCAGGCCGUGCGAAACCUUGAAUACGUGUUGCUCUGGUCUUGAGAGGUCAGGUGUCAGCCAACUGAACUCCUGCAUAAUGUACCCGUGACACUUAGUAACUGACGAAGUCAACUAUCUAUCCACAUAUAUAGCAAGAGGGGCCUAAGUGGGGGUAAAUUCUAGGCGACAUCGUUUGUGGAGAUCGACGAAGACAAAGAUUUAAAAAUGGAAACGAAAGGGACAAAGCUUAUAAUACUUGCGAACAAACGGCAAUAAUGGGAGCGGAAAUGGGAAUCAACACAGGUUUUUGGGAGAAUAACGGCACUCAGACACACACUGUAGAUUGGACGUCGUCGCUAAGCGAUGGUUGUCCGUUGUAUCUUGUAUUGUAUAAGUCAGACAGACGAUGUCUACCGCUGUCACUGAUUUAAUAUUAUUACUAUUACCUUUAUUAUGAAUGUAAAAACUUGUAUAUAUAUAUAUAUACGCGGCUCCGGACCGCCAACCUGGCAUGUGGCACUGCAACCUAGCAUUCUCUGGGCGAGGGGCGUCUUGACCGUGCCGGAGUGGAGUUUACUCUCCGUCUGUCUUUCACAACUUCGAGUAGACUGUGAAGCCUGGAAUCGUAGGGCACGGAACACAGCAGUCGCCAACAGAGCAACGUAAUAAUAGCAACAAUACAAUGGAAACACUACAUAUGAAUGCACAAAACAACGGAAGAGAAAGAAAGUGCCUAACACGCGGCUUAAUGUUUUGUCUUUCGCCGCCGCAGCCUACUUUUUGCCAAAGCUCCAACCAACAGCAGGUGACUCUGACCAGCGUCGACCCAACGCACUUCGUGGAAUCGUGGGUGAUUAGAUUUUGUAUAUUGCAGCCUUCGUGAAUUGUAACUGUGCCGAAAACGUGGCAAGAACUUAAUCCUGAUUAAAACUGGAAAUGAAAUGAAACUUUCGGAAGUUAGAGAAAUUACGUUAACGUAAGGUGCUUAAUAGAACGUGACAUCGGUGUACAUAACGCUUAAAUUCCCAACAAAGACGGGUCGCUGCAAGAGAACGUCACAAAAGGAUGUGCUCU